Molecule: messenger RNA, 822 nt
Organism: Brassica napus (rape)
Lineage: Eukaryota; Viridiplantae; Streptophyta; Magnoliopsida; Brassicales; Brassicaceae
Product: probable fructokinase-1
Exons: 2
Coding region: 178-537 (119 amino acids)
Biological process (GO): fructose metabolic process
Cellular component (GO): cytosol
Molecular function (GO): fructokinase activity
Source: RefSeq, a predicted model, not a curated record
CAUCGGGGUCCUUUAGAAGAGGUUCUAAACAAAAGUGAAAAAAAAAUAAUUGGAAAAGCCCAAAAAAAAGAUGGGACCGCUGCUUAACUUGGGCUUUUUAGAACUGGUAAGAAUCCCUGACGUGUCGGUUUGGUAUUGGACAGCCCCCCCCCCACCGACUUCGUCAGCUUCGGCGUGAUGCUCAUCGACUUCGUCCCCACCGAAUCCCGCGUCUCCCUCGCCGGGGCUCCAGGUUUCCUCAAAGCUCCCGGCGGCGCUCCGGCUAUCGUCGCCAUCACCGUUUCUUGCCUCGGUGGACGAUCCGCCUUCAUCGUAAAACUCGGCGACGACGAGUUCGGACACAUGUUGGCUGGGAUCCUGAGGAAAAACGGCGUCGCUGAUCAGGGGAUCAACUUCGAUACCGGAGCCAGAACCGCCUUGGCGUUCGUGACGUUGAAGGCCGACGGUGAUCGGGAAUUUAUGUUUUACCGGAAUCAUAGCGCCGAUAUGUUGCUCCGUCCCGAUGAACUCAACCUCGAUCUCAUCAGAUCGCUCUGAUUCCGUUGAGUGAUGAAACGUGAUGAAGAAGUAUGGAGUGAAGCCAGAUGCUGAAACCCUUGACAUUGAAACACAACCCUUGUGUUUGCUUUGCAGAUUAGCAUCAACACCAGCAAUGUUUAAUAGUACAUUGACUGAAGAUGAAUCAUUCUUGUACCCUGCUGAUGGGGCUAUCAUGAUAACAUGUAUUCUUAUUGAUUUCGGUUUCUAUAAUAAGUAGUUCUAUAACUCCGACUUUGUAGGAAAGUAUAUGACUCUUGAUGACUUUACUUCAGUUCUUGGCUA